AUGGGGAAGAAAGGAUCAAACCAGAAAGCUGCUAAUGUGACUUCUGGGUCAUUGAGUUCAACGCUAAGGGAAGAGUCGAGUGGGAAGAAACAGACCAAAACUAAUGCCAAAUCCAUGCUAAAAUUAGAGCAUAUAAAGAAUCUUGCAGUUUGGGCUAGCGGCGAAGCCACCAUACCUUCAUUGGGCGCCUUCUUUGGGCAUCGUUUGGCUGCCUAUGCCGAUGCCUUGGGUACACACCCUGACCCGUCAUUGUUUCCUUGCCACAGUUCAACGCUAAGGGAAGAGUCGAGUGGGAAGAAACAGACCAAAACUAAUGCCAAAUCCAUGCUAAAAUUAGAGCAUAUAAAGAAUCUUGCAGUUUGGGCUAGCGGCGAAGCCACCAUACCUUCAUUGGGCGCCUUCUUUGGGCAUCGUUUGGCUGCCUAUGCCGAUGCCUUGGGUACACACCCUGACCCGUCAUUGUUUCCUUGCCACAGACGUGAAUCCAUUCUUCAGCCAGGCUAUAAUUUUACAGUACAAAUCGAAAAGAACAGAACAAAGGUGCAAAAUAGACGCAAGAAACCUAGUACAUCCACUCAGAACAAUGUGGUUUACAAGUGCCACUUCUGUUUCCAUGGUAAUAUCAAGAGAGGGACCCCGAGAGGCCAUAUGAAAGAGAUACGUCCUGGGAAGGCAAAACUGCCUUCUAAAUCAGAGCUAGCUGAUUCCGCAGACCACAAGCCUACCAGCUCAGAGCUUGUGACAAAUGACAAUGUUAAUGUUGAUGUUAAUAAGAUGGAUGAUGUUGCCUUACCAGAAGUAGCCAAAGAUGAUNGCCUUCUUUGGGCAUCGUUUGGCUGCCUAUGCCGAUGCCUUGGACGUGAAUCCAUUCUUCAGCCAGGCUAUAAUUUUACAGUACAAAUCGAAAAGAACAGAACAAAGGUGCAAAAUAGACGCAAGAAACCUAGUACAUCCACUCAGAACAAUGUGGUUUACAAGUGCCACUUCUGUUUCCAUGGUAAUAUCAAGAGAGGGACCCCGAGAGGCCAUAUGAAAGAGAUACGUCCUGGGAAGGCAAAACUGCCUUCUAAAUCAGAGCUAGCUGAUUCCGCAGACCACAAGCCUACCAGCUCAGAGCUUGUGACAAAUGACAAUGUUAAUGUUGAUGUUAAUAAGAUGGAUGAUGUUGCCUUACCAGAAGUAGCCAAAGAUGAUUCUAAAACGGGCACUCUGGCUGCUCCAUCAACGACAAGGGGCCUUUCUUUGUUGGAGGCAAAGAGCAGAAAGAGGAAUAAGCCAGGAUCUAAGAAAACAGCUGAACCUGAGAGCAGUUCUGCCACAACAGAUGCAGAAAAAGCUCCAAGCACAUCAAACAAGCGGAAGAGAAAAUCUUGGACUAGUUUGAAGGAAAUUGCUGGGAGCAGAGAGCAUGAUAGCAACCUAAAUAUCACCAACUUAACAAUCCCAUUCUUCAUAUAAUUGGGAUAACCUUUUAAAUAGACGGCACUGGACUCACUUUCCAGCUCACAAUUGAAAAGGUGUGGAACUUCAAAGGUCAGAGAAAGACUCUCUACAAGCGGAAAAGAGUACUUUGCAAGGGCACCAAUAUCCCAGAGGGACGAAGAUAUGAGUUAGGGCGGGGCAUGACAUACCUUCACUUAAGAGGAAGGUGCGGGUGUACAGGUCUAAGUCCCAGAUGAGAAGGGUGAUGUUUGCUAACCACCUAACCAUCUGCUUUCCAGGGCAUGUGAGGCUGUUCUGAUUGAUCCUAAUCAUGCGAAGCCCAUAGCGUAACUAUAAGG
Molecule: messenger RNA, 1781 nt
Organism: Ilex paraguariensis (yerba mate)
Lineage: Eukaryota; Viridiplantae; Streptophyta; Magnoliopsida; Aquifoliales; Aquifoliaceae
Source: the annotation of a GenBank genome assembly